CUUCCCUUCUCCCUCGACCCUCGGCAGAGGAAGUGCCUAGAUGUUUCUACCACUCCUAAUAUGAACAUUAUUUUCAGUAAAAGUGCCGCCUAUUUGUCACAUUUGCCAUUUGGAUUGGACGAUAUGACUGUCAAUCAAGACGUGAACGGGAACGGUGCUGUACGUCGCCUGCCAAGAGCUGUCAACGACUGUAGUAGCUACAUUUCAGCCGGAUUUAAAGCAAACACAGGGUCUCUGCUGCUGGUGCUUCGAAUGUCCAAGCACAAACUCUUUCUGCUGAGGCAUGGGGAAGGGGCCUGGAACAAAGAGAACAGAUUCUGCAGCUGGGUUGACCAGAAGCUGAGCAAGGAUGGGGUGAAGGAGGCCCAGGACUGUGGCAGGCUCCUGAAAGAACAAGGGUACAAGUUCGACCUAGUAUUCACCUCCAUUCUUAGCCGUUCUGUCCAGACAGCCUGGCUGGUGCUGGAGGCUAUGGGCCAGGAGUGGGUGCCUGUUGUCAAAUCCUGGAGACUUAAUGAGCGCCACUAUGGUUCUCUGAUUGGCUUGAACCGGGCAGAGAUGGCUUUACAACAUGGGGAAGAAAAGGUGAAGUUGUGGAGAAGGGGCUAUGAUGUCACUCCACCCCAGAUUGAUGAAUCCCACCCUUACUUCCUGGAAAUCUACAGUGACCGCAGAUACCAGACUUGUGACGUGCCAAAGGAGAACCUACCCCGUGCAGAGAGCCUGAAAGAGGUGCUGGACAGGCUGUUGCCAUAUUGGGAGAACACUGUGGUGCCAGAGAUAAGAAAAGGCAAGACUGUGCUCAUUUCUGCUCAUGGAAACAGCUGCAGGGCCCUGCUGAAACACUUGGAAGGUAUAUCAGACCAGGAUAUAGCUAGCGUGACUUUACCUACAGGGAUACCUGUGCUGCUUGAGCUGGAUGAAAACCUCAGGCCUGUGAAACCCCGACAGCUGCUGGGGGACCAGGCAAAAAUUCAGGCAGCCAUUAAAAAAGUGGAGGACCAGGGAAAAGCCACACCAUCAACUUGAAUUCAUUAUACUGGCUGUAAAACCUAACAUAACUCUGCACUUGUUGCCUGUGUACACUUUUUAUUCAGUACAGUGAAAACAAAAUUCUUCAAACAAAAAAAAACAACUCAUAACUUAUUAUUUAACAAUAGCUGACUGUUGGUAAGAUUGAAAGAAUAGGUGCAAGUCUUACAGUGAAGUUCCUGAAUGUGUAAUGGUGGCUUGAGCUGGAUACAAAGUGGGUGUAGCAGGUUUCUAUGGAUGCAGGAGAAGUUCUGUAUAUGUGUACUGUAAAUGUUCAGAACUGCUUUGAAUUGUAUUUUGUGUAAGCACUGAGGAUACGUGUGGUUUGUGUCUAAUAUUUAAACCAGCUAUACCUACCUACUUAAUGCCUGUAUGAUGGUGACCCUAAUGUGUCUAUUUAUUUAUUUACUCAGUGACUGUAGUAGUAAGGUGCUGAGGCUGAAAAAAAACUUAAAAUAUGCCAUAUUCAGAAAGAAGAAAUAUUGCUCCUUACUAAAUGAUGAUUUGCUGUUAGGAAUAUUCCCCUGCAUUUUUAAUGUGCCUUCAGUAAUAACAUAAUGCUCACUUAUUAUUUAAGUAGAAUAUCAAACAGAUCUUGUGGGGAUUUUAUUUAAGAGUUAAAGCACUCCUCUAACAAGUCUUGCCUCAAACUGAAGUUGUUCAUUCCAAGAAUGGGAUAACUGAGCCACAGAAAUGCUGUAAAUAUGCAAAACCUCUGAAAUCAGUGUAGCCAACAGCCUGGCUGUUUGGUGUGGUCUUUGGUUUAUGCUUUGCACUUUUUGGGGAAUAUUAUGGACUUAUUUAAAUGCAGGAGCUAUUAAUGGUAAAUACCAGUACUUUGAAGAAAUGUAAUUAGAGUUUAUUUAUUUUAAAAAAAGCACAAUUUUGGUUUUCAUUUUAGAUUCUAAUUUAUUAUAAUACAUGCAGUUUGAUGUUACUAUGUACUGUUAAUAUCAUGACUGAAAAUGUUACAAACCACUUGAAUCUGCACAGUAUGUCUUGCUGUAGCUGCCUGACUUGUUACAUUACGUUACUACUUUGCGUGGCACUGGCUACUUCAUUGUCUGUUGUGUUUUACGUCUUGUAUCAGUGUCUAAUUCUGUUAAUCAUUUGUGUCUUCUGUUUCCCCACUUUGUUUCUUGUGCCUCUUUUUUGAUGUUUUGUACACUGGUCUGUUAGGUCGACAGGGGUUAAGGAACAAGUUACAGUAGGAACAUGCAUCUAUAUUUAAGAUAGAUAGAUAGAUAGAUAUUUAAGGGUAGAGAACACUGAUAAAAGUGUAAGAUCACACCUUACCAUAUGAAGGUUUGCAUGAAAAAAUAAAAGGGCAUGAAACUUUC
Monopterus albus (swamp eel) is the source of this 2372-nucleotide messenger RNA. It is a transcript of the gene bpgm, whose product is annotated as 2,3-bisphosphoglycerate mutase. NCBI's taxonomy places the organism in Eukaryota, Metazoa, Chordata, Actinopteri, Synbranchiformes, Synbranchidae. Gene Ontology annotation, molecular function: intramolecular phosphotransferase activity. Bases 61 to 1029 code for a protein of 322 amino acids. Gene Ontology annotation, biological process: glycolytic process. The record is from RefSeq and is a predicted model, not a curated record. The transcript is spliced from 3 exons.